Messenger RNA from Nymphaea colorata (pocket water lily), 2159 nucleotides. RefSeq names its product pectinesterase-like. Gene Ontology annotation, biological process: cell wall modification. Gene Ontology annotation, molecular function: pectinesterase activity; pectinesterase inhibitor activity. The transcript is spliced from 3 exons. Lineage: Eukaryota; Viridiplantae; Streptophyta; Magnoliopsida; Nymphaeales; Nymphaeaceae. The record is from RefSeq and is a predicted model, not a curated record. The coding region runs from base 191 to 1903 and encodes 570 amino acids.
UCCUCUUCUCUCUCUCCCUUCCAUCUUCUCCCCUCCAAUCAAGAGCGACAAGUGGAAGAAGAAGCAAUAAGAAGGGGAGAAGAUUUCAGAAACCAAAAACCAAAAAAAAGAAAAAGCUUCACUGUCAUCAUCAAAAGGGACUCACCUAGAGUGUUAGAUCUGUAACACUCUCGACGGAAAAAAGACAAAAAUGGGCGCCAAGGCGAUCUUGGUGUCCACCCUUUUCGGUGUCGCUGUCGUUGCGGUCGUCAUCGCCGUGGCGGUGACGGAAACUAAGAAGAAGGGCCAAGGAAGCGGCGGGGAUGGUGCAGAACUCAGCACCAGAUCUGAGAUGAUUAACACCAUUUGCUCGCCGACGGACUACAAGGAGACGUGCACCACCUUCCUCUCCGGCGCCGUGAACUCGACGGCAAAGCCGAAAGAAGUCAUCGAAGCGGCGGUGAAUGUGACGAUCGAGGAGGUGACGAAGGCGUUCAACCUCACCCACGAUCUCGCUGCCAGCGGGAACGGCACCCACGAUGACAUGACCCAGCAAGCGCUGGAGAACUGCAAGGAGCUGCUUCAGUACGCCAGGGACGAGCUCCACGACACCUUCUCGGACGUGUCCGCAAACGACAUGAAGGAUCUCCCGAGCCGCGCCGACGACCUCAGGAACUGGCUGAGCGCUGUCAUCUCCUACCAGGUGACCUGCCUCGACGGCUUCAACAACAGCAGCGCGAAGGAGACCAUGGAGAAGGGGCUCAAGGUUUCGUCGGAGCUCAGCAGCAACGCCCUCGCCAUCGUUACGGAGCUCUCCAACAUCUUCGCCAGCUUCUCCAUUUCCUUCAAGACCGGCCGCCGCCUUUUCUCCGAGGAGGAGUCCCCCGAGAAGCUCCAGAAGGAUGAGUACCCCGAGUGGAUGUCGGCCGAGGACCGCCGGAUGCUGGCGUCGCUCCACCCGGCGAGAAGGCCGACGCCCAAUGUGGUGGUGGCGAAGGACGGGACCGGGCAAUUCAAGACAAUCAAUGAUGCGCUGAAUGCCAUGCCCAAGACCUACGUGGGGAGAUACGUCAUCUACGUGAAGGCUGGGAUCUAUAACGAGCAGGUGCUCAUGGAUAAGUCCAAGGUGAACGUUCUCAUGUAUGGUGAUGGCCCAAGGAGGACCAUCGUCUCCGGCAGCAAGAACUUCGUCGACGGCGUCCAGACCUUCAAGACAGCAACCUUCGCGGUGGUCGGAGACGGUUUCAUGGCGCACUCGAUGGGCUUCCGCAACACCGCCGGGGCUGCCAAGCACCAGGCCGUCGCCCUCCGCGUCCAAUCCGACCAAGCCGUCUUCUACAACUGCCGCAUGGACGGCUAUCAAGACACGCUCUACGCCCAGACCCACCGGCAAUUCUACCGGAACUGCGUCAUCUCCGGCACCAUCGACUUCAUCUUCGGCGACUCCUCCGCCAUCUUCCAGAACUGCCUGAUCAUAAUCAGGCGCCCGCUGGACAACCAGCAGAACACAGUCACAGCCCACGGCAGGACAGACAGGAGGGAACCCACCGGCCUCGUUAUCCAGAACUGCAGGAUUGUGCCCGACGGCCAGCUCUUCCCCGACAGGCUGAAGAUCCCCAGCUACUUGGGGAGGCCAUGGAAGGAGUAUUCGAGGACUGUGGUCAUGGAGUCCACCAUUGGAGACGUCAUCCAGCCUGCUGGGUGGAUGCCAUGGGAUGGGGACUUCGCCCUCAAGACGCUCUUCUAUGCAGAGUACAACAACAAGGGCCCCGGUGCCAUCACCACCGGCAGAGUCAACUGGCCUGGGUUCAAGGUGAUCACCGACAAGAGGGAGGCCCUUCAGUAUACCGUCGGAACAUUCCUCGACGGCGCCAGCUGGCUGCCCGCCUCCGGCACCCCUUUCGUCCAAGGCCUUGUCCAUUGAUUUCAGAGAAUUUAGAGACGAACAUUCCGAUAAGAUCUACAGCUGCGGAUUUAUGGGCUGCCUCUUUUUUCUCUUUGUUUCUUUCUUUCCCUUUAGAGUGUUAUCUGAUUCUUUUCAAGAAGUGGGGGAGGAAAAACGAAUAAAGAUUAUUUUUUCUUUUUUUUUUUUAAAGAUCAGCAAUUCGGAACUUGGUCCGGAUGGGGAUCAUCCAUGUAUAUUGAUUUCUUUAUAUAUGAAUAAAUUGUUCAAUUGACCG